This is a messenger RNA of Schizosaccharomyces cryophilus OY26, 1170 nucleotides long. Its product is annotated as autophagy associated protein. Gene Ontology annotation, molecular function: phosphatidylinositol binding. The record is from RefSeq and is a predicted model, not a curated record. Bases 1 to 1170 code for a protein of 389 amino acids. The transcript is spliced from 3 exons. NCBI's taxonomy places the organism in Eukaryota, Fungi, Ascomycota, Schizosaccharomycetes, Schizosaccharomycetales, Schizosaccharomycetaceae. Gene Ontology annotation, cellular component: phagophore assembly site. Gene Ontology annotation, biological process: autophagy; cytoplasm to vacuole targeting by the Cvt pathway.
AUGAAAGAAUCAAUCCUCAGGUAUCACCGUUUGCGCUUGACUUUACGAAAUGGAGAAACAUUUGUAUCGUAUGAAGUCCGAACUCAGAGCGACUUGUCAGUGUUCGAGGAGAAAGAAUUCUUCGUCCGACGAAGGUACAGUGAUUUUGAGAUGCUUCACAACAUCCUGAGCAGAGACUAUAGUGGAUAUGCAAUCCCUCCUGUCCCAAGAAAGCAUACAGUCACUUCGUUUUCUGGUGGAUCUCUUUCACCAAUAUUCAUCGCCAGGCGAAUGCACUCUCUACAAACAUUCCUGGAUCGUUGCAUUGCCCAUCCGGUAAUUAGUACUUCCAUGCACAUGUAUCAAUUUCUUGAAAACGAAUCCUGGAAAUUCUAUUACCAUAAUGCGUGGAUGCAAGCCGGGAAUGCCAACAUCAAACCUCCACAAGGAGUGAAAAGUGAAAGAAAUCUUGAAAAGCCUUUUAUCCUUACUGAUCCAUAUCCAAUUGACGUUCAAGAGAAUGCGAAGCGGAUAUUAGAAAACUGUGAGACAGACCUGCAAAAACUGGCCAAGGCCUGCGCUCAUCAUAUGAGUAGUCUACAGGCGUUUCCAUCAGAAACUACAAUAUCCAAAGAUAUUUAUGCCUUUUAUUUCGAUGACAUUGCCUCAUACUUUGGAAUCCUAAAGAAAAAUAAUGUUCAAUUGUUGAAUGCUUUUCAAGCAAAUAUACUGACUUCAAUUCAAGAUUUGGAGGAUUAUCUAUUAAUUUUUAAAUCUUUAGUGAAACAAAGAGAGCAAAAGCAAAAGACCUUUGAAACGGUCCAAUUCGAAUGCUCUCAUCGUCCUGUGAUGCCUACGUCCGCUCACAAACAACAGCUAAUCCACGAUAAUGCGAACGAUUCGCAAACUUCUUGGACAAAGAUAACAAUUCCUUCGCAAAAUAAAUCUUCUAGCUUAUUUACUAUCCCCAAGUUUCUUCGGAAAAAGAAGUCAAUAUCUACCGAAAUCGAAAAUCCCGUAGAGGCUCUGAAGCUAUGCUAUCAAGAUCUUCAGCAGUUCGAUGAAAAAUUGGACGGCGAAAUGCAAUUCCUUCGUGAAAGGUUAGAUACUGAAACCCGGCGGACUCUACAACUUGUUUGCGACAAUCAUGUGAAUUACUUUACUGCCAUCCUUGAAAGUUUAAAUUCUUAG